Molecule: messenger RNA, 1266 nt
Organism: Penicillium alfredii
Lineage: Eukaryota; Fungi; Ascomycota; Eurotiomycetes; Eurotiales; Aspergillaceae
Product: protein-degrading AAA family ATPase MSP1
Exons: 2
Coding region: 1-1266 (421 amino acids)
Cellular component (GO): mitochondrial outer membrane
Molecular function (GO): ATP hydrolysis activity; ATP binding
Source: RefSeq, a predicted model, not a curated record
AUGGCUUCAGCUGGGGGCCGUCGGUGGCAGCAGUUCUUGCAAGAGCUGGUGAUGAUCGCCGGCACAUCAGCCUCCGCGUACUUUUUGAUCCGUCAUCUUCUGUCGCGCCUUGACUUCGACCCCGAGAGCCAGAAGAAAGAAGAACAACGGCGCAAGUCAGCAGCUGUUCUGCGACGACUGGAUGGCGGAGAUGAUUCAGAAGAGGACUCAGCAAGAGUGGGAGAAUCCAAACGAGGACGCAGACAACGCCGAGGAGAGCUUACUCUGAACCAAUACGAACAAGCCAUCGCCAUGGAUGUUGUUGCGCCGGAAGAUAUCCCUGUAACAUUUGAGCAUAUUGGAGGCCUGGACGAUAUAAUCGAGGAGCUGAAAGAAUCUGUGAUAUAUCCGUUGACCAUGCCUCACCUCUACGCCUCGACUUCGUCUCUAUUGACCGCACCGUCGGGCGUCCUGUUGUACGGCCCACCUGGCUGCGGGAAGACCAUGCUUGCCAAAGCGCUGGCGCACGAGAGCGGGGCCUGCUUCAUCAACUUGCACAUCUCAACUUUGACGGAAAAGUGGUACGGCGACUCGAAUAAACUUGUCAAUGCGGUCUUUUCCUUGGCGCGCAAGUUACAACCCUCCAUCGUCUUCAUCGAUGAAAUCGACGCUGUGCUCGGAACCCGGAGAAGUGGCGAACACGAGGCUAGCGGAAUGGUCAAGGCGGAGUUUAUGACACACUGGGAUGGUCUUACUUCAUCGAAUUCGAUGGGGGAGCCCCAGCGCGUUGUUGUCCUCGGGGCGACCAACCGGAUCCAGGAUAUCGACGAGGCAAUUCUCCGUCGCAUGCCCAAGAAGUUCCCAGUCACUCUCCCUCCGACUGCGCAGCGACUCCGCAUCCUCAGUCUCAUUCUCAAGGACACUAAGGUCGACCGCGAAAAUUUCGAUCUGCAUUACCUGGUCAAGACCAUGGCUGGCAUGUCCGGUAGUGACAUUAAGGAGGCCUGUCGAGAUGCGGCUAUGGUUCCUGUACGGGAACACAUUCGACAAAUGAAGGCCAAUAGCCAGCAAAUGACCACGGUAGACCCCUACGAAGUCCGUGGUGUUCGAACGGAAGAUUUCUUCUCUCGCGCUGGUGGAGUCAAGGUCAUUCCACAGCCCACUUCAUUACCAGCCGCAACUCCCAAGGCCAGCGCUGAGAAAGAUGAAGGCGAGUGGAGCACUGAGUCUGAAGCUGCCUCGGACGUUGAGGCCCGGCCCUCUAUGAUAUCUGAACCACCAGAGUGA